AGUGUAUUUAUGGGUCGAGAGUUCUGAGAAUAUUGGGAUCACAGGGAGUUGAACUCGAGUCUACCGCGAGCUCGGAUAUCAUAUUAAGUGACUAAUUCUCCUAAAAUCUCUGAAAUCUGUAAGCCGUUAGGAAGAGGGCUUGCGAGAAUCAUAUUGUAACAGUACAGAAACGCCACAAGAACAAGAACAAGAACAUGUCGAGGAUUACACAAAUAACCCCGCUAGGCUCCUCAAGAUUGAUCCUUCAUUCUCAACUCAGUUUAACAUUAAACCCAUCAAUCUUGAACUUGGGUUCCUCGUAUUUGAACAAAUUUUGUGUAAUUAGAGGUGGAGAUAUGAAGUCUUUGACUAAAAAUUAUACCCAAGGGUUUGUGCAAAAUGGGUUGGAAUCAUCAUCAGCGGAGCUAGAGCUGAUUUCUAGUGAAACCCAGUUUGAUCAUGUGAUUGCUGAGGCACAACAGUUUGAUAAAUCUGUGGUGAUUUUAUGAGGCUUAGAGCAACUUCAGUAAACAUGGAGUUCAAAAGUACAACACAAGGCAAGUAAAUAAAGAUGAAGAAGUUGCGGAGGAAACACUUAUUAGUUGUUGAUGAAGGAGGUUGACAAGGAAAGAUUGUUGCCACCUGACUGAGAUUUGCCGCCGCUUGGUUGCCGGAAUGUAAAGAGAGAGAUUUUUUAGAAGAGACUGGGUUGUUAUGGAAGCGUAAAAGCAAAAUGAGAAUGAAAAUUUGUAUAGGUGUGACAAAAUGGAUGGUUGAGAUUGAAACAUCCCUUACGAUUCACGGCUGAGAUGGGGCACAAAUCUCAGUGUGGGACAGGUGGGCUCCACUAGAAAAGAAACGUUUUGCUCUCGUGGAAUCCCGAGUCAUUUGAAUUCUUUGGGACAAGGACGAGACCAGCCGCCUUACGGAUUAUCCCGAAGAUGGACCCGAGUUGGACUCCGAUCAAGUAAGCCCGACCGAAGCCCAGGAACAUGUUAGAGGCCCGUCUUGACCAACCCAAGUGCCUAGGUCACUGGGCCGAAGCCCAUUCGGGCAAAAGUCCAUGCUUUGAAUCUGCUGAGACUUGGUCUAUAGAGUCGUGCAUGAGACGUGUUCCAACUUCCUCACUCGUGGUUUUGUGGAACCACCUCCUCAUGUCUGUCCCUUUCGGCCAUGAUUGAUGGGGACGAAAGUAAUUCGAAUAUAGUACCUGGUUGUUUUCCAAGAAAUAUUCAAGUGAUUUAAAGAGACCGGUCACUCUAUUAUCAAGUUAAAUUUUAAGAAAAUGAAGAACUCUGUUUGGGACCAGAGUUUUUGUAUCGAUAGUGAGGAGGAUGAAGAAGUUAAACACAUUAAAGAUGAGGAUGAUGAGGCUGAUUCGGAUUCUUCAAGCUAUUCAUAUGAUGAUGAGCAACAGAGCAAACCUAAUUCUUUAUGUAAUGCAUGGCCUCAAAGUUUCAGGCAAUCAAUUGAUUUAUAUGGUAGUCUGCAAUCACCAACCCUCAACUUUCUUGGAACUUCUGCGUUAUCACAAUAUGGCAGCUCGCUUCUUUCCUCAUCACUUACAGGGAUUCAUACUUCCGAAAUAUUGCCGAGUUAUGGUAAUCCUUUGAUCCCAAAAGAUAAUGGACCUCAGCAAAGAAGCGGUUCUCAUUCCCUCCUUCCUCCUGUUCCGUCAAGAACAUCUCUAAGGAAAGUGACUACUGAUCAGAUAUCCAAGGAUGUACAUCAACUUCCAGCUUCAGGAAAGAGUUCGUUUAGCCAAUCUGUGCUGAACGGUAUUAAUAUUUUGUGUGGAGUCGCUAUACUUUCUACACCCUAUGCAGUCCAACAAGGAGGUUGGGCUGGGCUUCCUGUAUUGUUGAUAUUCGGAAUCCUAUCUUUCUACACGGGGCUUCUCUUGCGUAAAUGCUUGGAUAGUCAGCCAGGUCUCGAGACAUACCCAGACAUAGGGCAGGCAGCCUUUGGCACUGUGGGACGUGCUGUCAUCUCUAUAAUCUUAUAUGUGGAAUUAUACGCUUCGGCUGUUGGAUAUAUAAUUUCGAUGAGCGAUAAUCUGUCAUCUCUGUUUCCACAUGCACACUUAAGUUUGGCAGGUUUUGAAUUAUAUUCACAUCAUCUGUUUGCCUUUUUAACCACCCUUGCUGUCCUUCCCACAGUUUGGCUCCGUGACCUCAGUGUUCUAAGCUACAUAUCCGUUGGGGGAGUUGUUGCAUCAAUAUUGCUGGCUUUGUGCUUGAUUUGGAUUGGAGUGGUUGAUGAUGUUGGUUUCAAGGCCAAAGGGACAAGUCUGAACCUAUCUACUCUUCCUGUUGCUCUUGGUCUCUAUGGUUUCUGCUUUGGGGGACAUGCUGUUUUUCCAAAUUUAUACACAUCAAUGGAGAAACGUAACCAGUUCCCUCUUGUUCUCCUAACUAGCUUUGGUUUUUCUAUGGUGUUGUACGCUGGAGUUGCUGUGGUAGGAUAUUUGAUGUUUGGAGAAUUAACAGAAUCGCAGUUUACUCUCAACAUGCCCAUUAAUUUGGCUGCCUCUAAGAUUUCUAUUUGGACUACGGUGGUUAAUCCAUUUACCAAAUAUGCGCUAACCAUGUCCCCGGUGGCAAUGAGUCUGGAAGAAUUGAUACCGUCAAGCUAUCCUAACUAUCACAUGUACUCGAUCUUCAUCAGAACAUCAUUGGUAGUCUCAACUUUACUCGUAGGCCUAACCAUCCCAUUUUUCGGUCUGCUUCUGUCAUUGAUUGGGUCAUCAGUAACCAUGCUAGUGACCUUCAUACUUCCUUGCAUUUGCUUCCUGCGCAUUGCGGGGGGGGAAAGUUACAACCUUUCAGUGGAUGCUCUGUGUCCUGAUAACCACGGUUGGGACCAUCUCAGCAGCUUUCGGAAGCUACUCAGCCAUAGCAAAUAUUAUAGAAGAAUUACUCUAGCUAGGUUGGAACUCUCUUCUGUUAGAAGACAGGUUAUAGUUUCCUACCGGAAAAGAAUUCGUCAAUGAUCUGAACUUUUUUGCCUAUGAUGGAAUUUACAUUCAUUUACUUCUACGUUCGGACUCUAUUUUUUGUCUUCCAAGGAACAUCUUGAUGGGGGGAAAUUGAAUCAGUGUUUGCAUUGUUUUGAAAUAUUAAUUACUUUUACAAUAUUUUAAUGCUUUUACAUUA
Daucus carota subsp. sativus is the source of this 3134-nucleotide messenger RNA. RefSeq names its product amino acid transporter AVT1C. The transcript has 15 exons. Gene Ontology annotation, biological process: amino acid transmembrane transport. Lineage: Eukaryota; Viridiplantae; Streptophyta; Magnoliopsida; Apiales; Apiaceae. Bases 1265 to 2971 code for a protein of 568 amino acids. Gene Ontology annotation, molecular function: amino acid transmembrane transporter activity. Gene Ontology annotation, cellular component: membrane. The record is from RefSeq and is a predicted model, not a curated record.